UAAAGAUGUCAUCUCAAUCGCCCCCCUCGUCCGCUAAACCCAAAGAAACGGAAUGUAACCAAAUAGUCCCUAGCUAGGAUAUAUGGGUACUCUACUCUCUCCAAGCAAUUAAUUACAAGAUGGUUAGAUGGACUCCUACCCACUCAUUCCCUCAAUCAUAAUAGACAAACCCUCCCUCCCCCACCCCCCUCUCUCAAAAGGCCACCACUUGAUCACAUUACACACUUAAAUGCCAUCUUCAAUAACUUCUAAGCUCAUAUCUCUCUCAAUCACAAACUUCAUCUUCUUAACAAACCUCACUACUUAAUAAAUUACUUAUCCAUUGGAUGUUGUUAUCUUGUUCUUUUUUUUCUUUCGUCUGAAGUGUGCUCUUUGUUAGUCCGAUCCGGGUCUGAUUCGAGCCGGAGAGUCGUGUAAUGUCUCUCGAAUUCACCACCGAACGUGUGUGUUAUGUUCAGUGCAACGUCUGCAACACUGUUCUCGCGGUGAGUGUUCCAUGCAACAGUAUGACCACAGUGGUGACAGUGAGGUGCGGGCAUUGCGUGAAUUUGUUCUCUGUUAACAUGGGACCUAUGCUUCACUCCCCCCCACUUCAAGAUCUUCAGAAAGUGCAGAGACAAGCGGCAAAUGGUAGAAGAGAUUGCAGCUCAUCAUCAUCUGAUGAAUGCAUCAAGUUUGUGGCUCUUGAAUCGGCUCAUGAUCAGCAUCAACAGCCUCCCAGAAUGCCUCCCAUUCGCCAGAAGAGACAACGUGUUCCUUCUGCAUAUAACCGAUUCAUUAAGGAAGAAAUCCAAAGGAUAAAAUCAGUCAAACCGGACAUUAGCCACCGUGAAGCCUUCAGCACUGCUGCAAAAAAUUGGGCACAUUUUCCGCACAUUCAUUAUGAUCAAAAACGGGAUAAUAGCAACAAGCUUCAGAAGUCGGAUGAUCAUGCAGUUGCAGGAGAGAUUACUCCCAAAACUCAUCACUUGUACUGAUGAGAUGAGAUUAAUUACAGCAUUAUUAUUGCUCAUGUCAAUAAAAUCAUAAAAUUCCUUAUAUUUCCUAACUAUAUAUUUGUAAUUUUUACAUUUUGAUACAUGUAUAAGCACUAUAUACCAAUAUUCUUGUGAAAAAUGCUAUACUAUAUAUAUAUGAAGUUGAUUAAUUCUUUAAUUACAAAAAUAUCAGCCAUUGCAUCUGCAA
Daucus carota subsp. sativus is the source of this 1185-nucleotide messenger RNA. RefSeq names its product putative axial regulator YABBY 2. Gene Ontology annotation, cellular component: nucleus. NCBI's taxonomy places the organism in Eukaryota, Viridiplantae, Streptophyta, Magnoliopsida, Apiales, Apiaceae. Gene Ontology annotation, biological process: cell fate commitment; multicellular organism development; abaxial cell fate specification. The transcript has 6 exons. The coding region runs from base 417 to 977 and encodes 186 amino acids. The record is from RefSeq and is a predicted model, not a curated record.